Messenger RNA from Pyrus x bretschneideri (Chinese white pear), 1538 nucleotides. RefSeq names its product dof zinc finger protein DOF5.4. The record is from RefSeq and is a predicted model, not a curated record. Gene Ontology annotation, molecular function: DNA binding; DNA-binding transcription factor activity. The transcript has a single exon. Bases 227 to 1204 code for a protein of 325 amino acids. Lineage: Eukaryota; Viridiplantae; Streptophyta; Magnoliopsida; Rosales; Rosaceae. Gene Ontology annotation, biological process: regulation of DNA-templated transcription.
CGCUCCUCACUUUCUCUCUCUCUCUCUCGCUCCUCACUUUCUCUCUCUAUAAUAACAACUCAAAACAGUGUGUGUGAGAAGGAAAAGAUUGCACACUCGAAGUACGCAAAUGUGAGCGAAGUUUCCCAGAAAAUUCAGCAAUUCCAUCAGCUUUUUUCCCGGAAAACUCAAAAAUCGAUCAAAUUUCUCGGAAAAAUUCAGCAGUCUGUCAACUUGGGUAAUCGAAAUGCAAGACAUUCAUUCGGUGAGAGGUGGAGGGAGGUUCUUCGGGGGCUCGGGAGGAGGAGACCCGCGGCUGAGACCGCAUCAGCACCCGAACCAGCAUGCCUUGAAGUGCCCGCGGUGCGAUUCUCUCAACACCAAGUUCUGCUACUACAACAACUACAACCUCUCCCAGCCCCGCCACUUCUGCAAGGCCUGCCGCCGCUACUGGACCAAAGGCGGCGUCCUCCGCAACGUCCCCGUCGGAGGCGGAUGUCGCAAAACUAAACGCUCCAAGACGAAAAAUUCAUCUUCGUCAUCGCCGAUAUCAUCCCCGCCGCCUCCUCCACCGCAACCGAACAGCGCCGAUCAGAACAAAUCCAGCUCUCGUUCGAGUAGCGAGAGCUCCAGCCUCACUAACACCACCGCGGCCGCUGCCACUGCCGCCACGGAGGCCGUCUCAGAGCCGUCUUCGACCGGCUCCGCUUCAAACUUACUGAGCAAUAUUCAUAAUCCGGAAUCCAGUUUCUUCAUUUCUCAGGGCGGCGCAAACAGUGGCUUUGAGCCGGGCGCUUCGGCAGCAGCGCUGCUAGAUCAUAGUACGGAGAUUAACGGAAUUUUCUCGGAGAUCGGGAGCUUCACCAGCUUGAUCACGUCUUCCAACGACAUGCCGUUUAGUUUCGGAAACAUCAACGGCUCGCCGUUUAAUCAGCAAGGCAAUCAUGAUCAUAAUCAAGUUCAUCAAAACCAAUGGGGGCAGCAGAACCAGGGAGUGAAGAUGCAGGAGAUCAGCGCUGGAUUGCUGGAUCAGACGGUGCAGGUGGAUCUAUCAGUGUUCCAAAACAGAUCCCACGGCGGAGGAGGAGGAGGAUUUGGAUCGUUGGAUUGGCAACCGGGAUCAGGUGAUCAAGGUUUGUUUGAUCUUCCUAACACCGUUGAUCAAGCAUACUGGAGUCAUAGUCAAUGGACUGAUCAAGACCACCCUACUCUCUACCUCCCGUAAAAUCUCUCUCUCUAAUUAACCAUCCAUUAAAAAAAAAAAAUUAAUCUCAAAUUUGGUUAAUAGAAAUUUAAAUUUGAGAGGGUCUUUUUAUGAAAAUUAUGAAUAUAUAAUGUAAAUUUUUUAUAUAAUUAUAAUUUUUUUUCUUUGGUGGUUUUUUUGAGGUUUUAUUUGAUGAUUUUGGAAUGUUUUUUGGGUUUGCUCUUGCCCCUUGAGGUUCAUCUGCAACUAACUUGGUGUUAGUGUUUAAUUUUAAUUUUGUUUUUUUGGGUUUUGUCUCUCAUGUAUUUCGAUUUGAAUUAAUCAAAUAUAUAGAGAGAAAUAUUAUAAUUGCUUA